UAAAAUUUAUUAUACUUGUUUUUAGAAAUGCAAAUGGCAAGAAUCGAGCAUCUUCAGUUUCCGGCUCUCAAAAUAACUGGCGAAAACUAUGUCGGAUGGGUCACAAACGUGAAACCCUAUCUGAUUAUGAAAAAGUUAACCGAGACGAUUGUAAUCGGUAACAAAUCGCCGCCUGAGCAUAAGACUGAAGCGAUAAUUUUCCUGAAAAAACACCUCGAUGAGAAUGUUACGCAUGACUAUGCGAGCAUAGAAGACCCAGCUGAACUGUGGCAAGCUUUAAAAGAAAGGUUCGAUAACCAAAAGGAAGUCAACCUACCUCACGCUCUAGAAGAGUGGAAAAAUCUGAGGUUUCAGGAUUUCCAAAAGGUUGAAGAAUACAAUUCCGCUGUCCUGAGGAUAGUUUCACUUCUGAAGUAUUGCGGUAACCCUGUCUCUGAAGCAGAAAUGAUGAAUAAGACAUACAACACUUUCCACAAACAGCUUCACUUCCUACCCGAAAUUUACAGAAAAUGCGGGUACACGAGAUUUUCUGAAUUGAUGGUUGCGCUCAUGUUGGCUGAAAAGAACAAUGAGCUUCUGAUCAAAAACCACAAUUCCCGACCUACGGGAGCCAAAGCAUUCCCUGAAGUGAAUGCUACGGUGAUAGAAAACUCAGAGAGAAGAACCCAAACCAGUCGUGGUCGUGGUCGCCAUUUCAACAGCAAACGUGGAAAAACUUACAAUCCCAAAUGGAAGGGAUCUAACAAAUGGAUUAGAUCCGAACAAGGUCCUAAGGGCAAAGAAACUCAAGAAGAUACCACCCAGAAGCGUGAGAAUGUAUGUUACAGAUGUGGAUGUAAGGGACAUUGGUCUCGUACCUGUCGUACUCCUCCACAUCUCUGUAAGUUAUAUCAAGAGUCCACGAAAGGCAAAGCUAAGGAGGUGAAUCUCACAGAAAAUUUUGAGGGGACAUCGUACCUCGAUGCCUCUGAUUUCGCAAAUGAGCUGGACUAGAUUCCUCCUGAAGAGAACUGAAGUGCUUAUAAUAAGACUACUAAAUAAUCUUCAGUACUGUCAUGUAUAAUUAUCACAUUUCCUGUCUUAAACGAAUAAUGAUGGUUUAACGUCACUUUAAUGUAUAAUUAUUGUAUGUUUUCUGAUAUGAUUAUUAUAUGAAUGAAUUUCGUGUUUCUCUUUUUAUUGAUGUUUAUGACUAUUACAGAAAUGGAUCAGAAUGCCAGUGGAACA
Raphanus sativus (radish) is the source of this 1227-nucleotide messenger RNA. RefSeq lists its product as uncharacterized. The transcript has a single exon. The coding region runs from base 28 to 993 and encodes 321 amino acids. The record is from RefSeq and is a predicted model, not a curated record. Gene Ontology annotation, molecular function: nucleic acid binding; zinc ion binding. NCBI's taxonomy places the organism in Eukaryota, Viridiplantae, Streptophyta, Magnoliopsida, Brassicales, Brassicaceae.